AUGGAAAGCCUAAGAGAGUCUCAUAUUCAUCAUAGGGUGGGCCGCUCGCUAAUUUUCUUUCCUUUACCAUUUCAAGGUCAUAUAAACCCCAUGCUUCAACUUGCAAACAUCCUGUAUUCCAGAGGGUUCUCCAUCAUCAUAAUCCACAUUCACUUCAACUCUCCAAAUCCUCAGAACUACCCCCACUUCACCUUCUAUUCGAUUCCCGAUGGCUUGGAACAUGAUGUUUCUACUGCAGAUAUCAUAUAUUUUGUGAAACUCCUCAAUAUCGAAUGUGUUGAACCCUUUAGAGAUGGUUUGUCUAGGUUGUUGUUGGAUUUUAAGGAGGAGCCAAUUUCUUGCAUAAUUACUGAUGCCGUCUGGCACUUCACUCAAGUUGUUGCUGACAGCAUUAAGCUUCCAAGGAUUGUGCUACGGACCAGUGACAUUUCUUCAUUCCAUGUUUUUGCUGCUUUUCCACUUCUGCGAGAAAAGGGUUAUUUCAGAGCCAAAGAUUCUAAACUAGAAGAAUCAAUUAUAGAGAUUCCCCCACUUAAAGUGAAAGACCUUCCAGACGUUAAAACACAAGACCCAGAAGAUCUUCAUCGUUAUGUAGCCAAAUUGAUGGAUGAAAGCAAGGCCUCAUCAGGACUCAUUUGGAACUCGUUUGAAGAGCUCGAGCAAGAUUCACUUACUAGAUUAUGCCAACACUUUCCUAUUCCCAUUUUCACAUUAGGUCCAUUUCACAAGUACUUGCCAGCCUCUUCAAGCAGUUUAUUAACACAAGACCAAAGCUGCAUUUCCUGGCUAGAUGCCCAGGCUCCAAAUUCUGUACUCUAUGUGAGCUUUGGGAGUCUUGCAGCCAUAACUAAGAAUGAAUUUCUGGAGAUAGCUUGGGGACUAGCCAGUAGCAAUCAACCUUUCUUGUGGGUUGUUCGACCAGGCUUAGUCCAGAGCUCAGGAUGCCUUGAACCAUUGCCGAAUGGAUUCCUUGAGAUGGUAGGUGAAAGGGGUUAUAUCGUGAAAUGGGCUCCUCAACAAGAGGUUCUAGCACACCCAGCCACUGGAGGGUUUUGGACACACAACGGGUGGAAUUCCACAUUAGAAGGAAUUUGUGAAGGGGUGCCCAUGAUUUGUCAGCCCUCCUUUGGUGACCAAAAAGUAAUAGCUAGGUAUGUAAGUGAUGUGUGGAAAAUUGGGAUACACUUGGAUUAUACGCUUGGGAGAGGGAAGAUAGAGAGGACAAUCAAAAGAUUAAUGGCGGAGGCAGAAGGGCAAAGAAUAAGGGAGACAAUUAUGUCUUUGCAAGAGAAGGCAAAACUUUGUGUAAGACAAGGGGGCUCUUCUUACCGCUCUCUUGCGAGCUUAGUCGAUUACAUUUUAUCUUUCAAGACUUGA
This is a messenger RNA of Dovyalis caffra, 1377 nucleotides long. The record is from the annotation of a GenBank genome assembly. NCBI's taxonomy places the organism in Eukaryota, Viridiplantae, Streptophyta, Magnoliopsida, Malpighiales, Salicaceae.